AAAAAUGAGGCUCGAAUGAACCUGUUUACAAUUACAAUAUGACGUCAUGCUGAUGUUCUAGUGUUCUCUCGGUUGACUGAUUGAUUGAUCAGCCUCUAGUGAUUGACAGCCGUUCGAUACGGCGCGCGCUCACGUGAUUCAAAGCCUCCGGAAUACGGCAGCGGAUCACUGACUGAACCCGUACUGCUCGGUGGAGAGGUUUCCUUCGCUUCAGACAACAAACUACACCGAAUACGGCAUCAAGAGUUCUGUCGAGAAAGAGCAGACGGUGGAAAAAAUGGACUUGGCCCAUCAUGGUCUCGUUCUCCUUAAGCGCCUCAAUGCUCAGAGAGAGUUUGGUUUCCUCUGUGACUGUACUGUGGCCAUCGGGGAUGUUCUUUUCAAAGCCCACAAAGCCGUUCUUGCAGCGUUCUCAAACUACUUCCGAAUGCUGUUCAUCCAUCAAGACAGUAACUGUGUUCGACUGAGACCUUCAGACAUACAAGCAGAUAUCUUCAGCUACCUGCUAAACUUAAUGUACACUGGAAAAUUCACCUCACAGCCCAUUGACCCUCUUCGCCUUGAGCAAGGUGUAAAAUUCCUGCAUGCCUACCCUUUAUUACAGGAGGCAAGUCGUCUUAUAAACCCUGAGUCCCAUUAUGUACCUUUGACAAACUCACUUUAUGGAGUACAGAUACCUGAUCAGACUUACACUGGGCCUGAAAGAAAUUCAGCAUGCAAGGAUGGCAUCUCUACUAAAAACUCUGAAAGCGUUAACCGAGAAUUUUUGGACGUUUCUGAUAUGGAUUACAGAUCGCCACAACCUGUCGGGAUUGAGUCACCCACCCAAAAUCCUGCAGCCACAAUGGUCCAACACCUCAAAUAUGGCAUAAUGAGUAAGAGUGGUUCUUCCAGGAAGCAUUACGCCUGUAAUUAUUGUGGAAUCCGUUUUAACCAGAGGUGCAUGUUGAAAGAACAUCUCCUUGUCCACACCAAGCAAGCAGCUGAGCCACAUGUGUUGUCUGUGCAAAAUGAUCACACUAUUGAGCUCGAAGGUCAGGAAAUAGAGGAGGAACAUUUGCAUGCUGACAGUGAUGUUAUUAGCGAUACCGAUCAACAGGCGUGGAUGGAAGACACCCCGCCGCCUUCUGAAACUGCUGAUAUAGACAACCUGGAGGGCACCGAGAUGGGACGUCAAAUGAAACGCAGAAAAUUUGAGUGUCCGACCUGUGCUCGCAAGUUUCUUCAGAAGAGCCACUGGCGUGAGCACAUGUACAUUCACACCGGAAAGCCAUAUAAGUGCAGUGCUUGUGGAAAAAACUUCUGCAGAGCCAAUCAAGCUACUCGACACGUUUGUUCGAGUCCGGACACAGACUCGUACAUUAUGGUCAACAGACAGAGUUUGGUUCUGUGUGGUGGAGAAGACAAUAGUCAAGUGGAAGCUCUCUUUCAGUCUUCUGAAAGACCUUAUAAAUGUAGCAUGUGUGCAGCACCUUUUGCAAGUCCUUCUGAGGUUCCCAAACAUCAGUGUUUGACUGAGAGUGAUGCUGUACCACUGGCAGAAAAUUCACUGGGGGAAAAUCAAAUGAAGGACUUGGAGACAACUACACCUGAAGUAAACAUUCCUUCUUGAAAUGUCAUGCUAAAACAGUCUUAGAUUAUUGCCAGUAUUUAACUGUCUGUAUGUUUGUGUUGUUAUGAACCAAGAGAUGUGUUUUUUUUAAGGUCCACAGCAUUUUCAUGUCUUUUUUUUUUCUAUUGUAAUUUGUGAAUUUGUUUGAAACUAAUAAAAUUCAGAAACUUAAUGUUUCCAAUCAGAAACA
Carassius gibelio (silver crucian carp) is the source of this 1802-nucleotide messenger RNA. RefSeq names its product zinc finger and BTB domain-containing protein 2-like. Gene Ontology annotation, molecular function: protein binding. The transcript is spliced from 3 exons. Bases 278 to 1612 code for a protein of 444 amino acids. The record is from RefSeq and is a predicted model, not a curated record. Gene Ontology annotation, biological process: regulation of cytokine production; negative regulation of transcription by RNA polymerase II; regulation of immune system process. NCBI's taxonomy places the organism in Eukaryota, Metazoa, Chordata, Actinopteri, Cypriniformes, Cyprinidae.